GCCAUGGCCAUGCUUGGGACGGCGCUCGGCGCCCGCCACACCGUGGGAGCGCCGGACGGUUCGUGGGACCAUCAGACCAACUACUCCCAGUGGGUUUCCACAAUCAGGUUCAUCACCAGCGAUGAGCUCAAGUUCCAGUACUCCACCGCCAUGCACAAUGUGGUGAAGGUGAGCAAGACGGGGUAUGACUCUUGCAACGGUUCCAGCCCCAUAGCGACUUUCCUGACCGGUAACGAUGUUGUUCCGCUUGCCACCGUCGGUACCCGAUAUUUCAUCUGCGACAUCUCUGGGCACUGCGAUGCCGGCAUGAAGGUCGAGGUCAACGCCAAGUCCAAAGAAGUGUGGACUGUGCAGCGGUGCCGACGGACAGGGAACCGACGUCGUUGCCAGUCCGAGACAGUAUUAAGUUCAACUGCGGCGGCUGGUGUUGAUCAGUCUGCGGUGGCCCGGCUCGCUCUGAUUGUUGUUGCGGCUGGUCUUAUGUUGUUCUUUUAG
Triticum dicoccoides is the source of this 495-nucleotide messenger RNA. Its product is annotated as uclacyanin 1-like. The transcript has a single exon. Gene Ontology annotation, cellular component: plasma membrane. Bases 4 to 495 code for a protein of 163 amino acids. Gene Ontology annotation, molecular function: electron transfer activity. NCBI's taxonomy places the organism in Eukaryota, Viridiplantae, Streptophyta, Magnoliopsida, Poales, Poaceae. The record is from RefSeq and is a predicted model, not a curated record.